This is a messenger RNA of Elgaria multicarinata webbii, 1036 nucleotides long. RefSeq names its product GTP cyclohydrolase I feedback regulator (gene GCHFR). Gene Ontology annotation, molecular function: GTP cyclohydrolase binding. NCBI's taxonomy places the organism in Eukaryota, Metazoa, Chordata, Lepidosauria, Squamata, Anguidae. Gene Ontology annotation, cellular component: cytoplasm; nucleus. Bases 96 to 371 code for a protein of 91 amino acids. The transcript is spliced from 3 exons. The record is from RefSeq and is a predicted model, not a curated record. Gene Ontology annotation, biological process: negative regulation of biosynthetic process.
GCAGGAUGUCACGUGUGGGCUGAGCUGGGGAAAACAGAACGAACUGUGGAGCGGCGGCGGCCACCUUGGGGACCUCGGGGGGCGCAGAGGCGAUCAUGCCGUACGUCCUCAUCAGUACUCAGAUCCGCAUGGAGGUGGGCCCCACAAUGGUGGGCGAUGAACAUUCUGAUCCAAACUUGAUGAACUAUCUAGGGGCCACGAAAAGAAACAUGCUGGGGAAUCAUUUCUGGGAAUACUAUGUACAAGAUGCCCCCCGGAUUGUCUUGGACAAGCUGGAGAAGCGUGGCUAUCGAGUGAUCAGCAUGACAGGAGUGGGGCAGACGCUGGUCUGGUGCCUCCACAAAGAAACUACAGAUUUUCUGCCUGCCUAAGAUAUUGCUGUAAAUUGCCUGGCUUACAUCUGGCAUUGUUUUUCCAAUGUGUUGUUCAUUUCUAGGCACUAUGAAUGAAGUAAGUCCUUGUCACAACCCUGCACUAUGAAAUGUAGCCACCACUACAAGAUCAUUACAGGAAGAAGGGUGGCCGAUUAGCUUUAAUGGCCCGGGGUUGUUUUUUUUUUUUUUUUGCAAAUUUCCAAGAGAUGAAUCUUGGUUGGCAUUAAUUUGAAUGCCAAUCCAGAAUUUGCUAGUAUUGCAGUGUUAUCUCCCAUUUAUUACUGUUGAGUGAUGACAACCUGGCAUUAAAUCCACUGUGCAAGUAACAGUCUCAGGCUAAAUUGGGGUGGGUGGGGGCAAGGUCAAGCAUAAAAUGGUUGCUACUUUGCUGGGGUUGGUAAGAAAAAAAGGUUGCCAUGGAACAAAUUGGUCACUAUUAAGCACAGCAUGUAUUCAAGUUGAAAUGAAGCAAAGAUGUUCUCAUUUAAAGGUGAAAGAGUAUGAAUGGAAUUCUUGAGGCUGUGAUAUGUGGCUUUUCACUAUCCCUACAUAUGUAUCUUGAAAAUAUUUCAGUAUUAGUUAUGUGAUUUUAUCAGUUGCCCUUCCAUUGAAGGGAUUAUUUGGAACCAUAUGUAGUUGUACUGAAACAUUCCUAAAGUAGC